Molecule: messenger RNA, 2020 nt
Organism: Engraulis encrasicolus (European anchovy)
Lineage: Eukaryota; Metazoa; Chordata; Actinopteri; Clupeiformes; Engraulidae
Exons: 8
Coding region: 53-1798 (581 amino acids)
Biological process (GO): protein ubiquitination
Cellular component (GO): cytoplasm
Molecular function (GO): protein binding; ubiquitin protein ligase activity
Source: RefSeq, a predicted model, not a curated record
UUUUUAAACACUACAACACCAUCUAAUAGCAAAGCUGAAAACAUAUAUACUAAUGAAGUUCCUAAAGGAUCUCAGCAGAGGACUGAUAAGGGGGAAUCCCAAGAGAACUCAGGAGGACAUUACCGUAAGAAUGCCUUAUUUUCAACUUGAGACAUUUAUUACAGUAAAUACCAUAUCCAUAUUGUUCAAAUACCCUCUUGCACUGCUCCCCUCAGGUCGCUACAAACUGGCUGUGGUGUUGGUCUGUGUUCUCCUGUUUGCUGUUACCAUCGCACUUUGCAUCACAAUUUGGAGGUACAAGAACCUUGCUGAAGAGAAAGAUGAACUGCAGCUCCAAUACAAUAGCAUCACACUAGACAGUGCCCAGUUGGAGACCAACUUCAAUGCCAUGACUGUUGAGAGAGAUGAACUACUGAAGAAUCUCAGUGAGCAAGAAUCACAUGACAUGAAAACCAUUAAACAACAUGCAGUGGAUGUGACCCUGGAUCCUGAUACAGCAGCAUCCAGUCUCAUCCUGUCUGCUGCUGGGAAACAAGUGAAGCAUGGAGACACACGACAGAAUCUUCCAGACACUCCAAAGAGGUUUAUUAAGUACGGCAUUGUUUUGGGAAGAGAGGGCUUCUCCUCUGGCAAAUUCUACUAUGAGGUUCAGGUUAAGGGGAAGACUGGGUGGUCUAUAGGAGUGGCCAGGAAGGGACAGCUAUACCUGAAUCCUAAAUAUGGGCUCUGGACAAUAGUGCUGACAAAUGGGACCUAUAAGGCUGCAGCUGAUUCCCCUGUUCCCCUCUCCCUGAAGGGGACGCUCCAAAGGGUGGGGGUGUUUGUGGACUAUGACGCAGGUCUGGUCUCCUUUUAUGAUGCAGAUUGCUGGGAUCUUAUCUACUCAUUUACCAAUGUGUCACUCACUGAGAAAAUCUAUCCAUACUUCAGUCCUGAUACGAAUGAGGGAGGUCGCUACAAACUGGCUGUGGUGUUGGUCUGCAUUCUCCUUUUGGCUAUAACCAUCACAAUUUUGAAAACAAACGAUUUACAGCUCAGGUGCAAGAGCCUUUUAGAGGAGAAAGACCAGCUACAGCACCAAUACAACAACAUCACAGCAGAUAACGCACUGUUGGAGGAGAGGAAUGCCUUUCUAAUCCAUCAUGAAUCCCAGCUAGAGACAAACUUCAAUGCUGUGACGGCUGAGAGAGAUGAACUACAGCGACGUCUUGGUGAGAUAGAAUCACAUCACAUUAAACAACAUGCAGUGGAUGUGAUCCUGGAUCCUGACACAGCAGCAUUGAGUCUCAUCCUGUCUGCUGAUGGGAAACAAGUGACGACUGGAGACACACGACAGAAUCGUCCAGACAAUCCAAAGAGGUUUAACAAUUUCAGCAAUGUGUUGGGAAGAGAGGGCUUCUCCUCUGGCAAAUUCUACUAUGAGGUUCAGGUUAAGGGGAAGACUAGGUGGACUAUAGGAGUGGCCAAGGAGUCUGUUGACAGGAAGGGACAGCUGUACCUGAGUCCUAGAUAUGGGCUCUGGACAAUAUGGCUGAGAAAUGGGACUUAUGUGGCUCAUGCUGAUCCCUUUGUUCCCCUCUCCCUGAAGGGGACGCUCCAAACGGUGGGGGUGUUUGUGGACUAUGAUGCAGGUCUAGUCUCCUUUUAUGAAGCAUAUUGCUGGGAUCAUAUCUACUCAUUUACCAAUGUGUCAUUCACUGAGAAAAUCUAUCCAUUCUUCAGCCCCAAUCUGAAUAAGGAAGGUAAAAAUUCUGCACCUCUCAUAAUCUCCCCAGUCCAUGGCUGCCCAAUAAAGUAAAUAAUAUGAACUGUAAAUAUUUGUGGACAAUUCCGUAAAUGUUGAAAUGACACACUGAUUUGGGAUGGAUUUUUGUGCAUUCUGCUUUAGUUGUCAUGGCACAUGGUAUUUGGAUUAUACAGUAGGCCUACAAUAUUACAAUAUAACUUGCAGAACUAAUAAUGCAGAACUGUUUUCUUCAGUAUUUUUUUUCAACAGGUGCAGGACAGAUCUUUAAAGACA